AAGCAAAGAAAGAGAAGAAUCUCUCUCUCUCUCUCUCUCCAACUGGUCAGGAAAAGAAGACUAUAACGCACGCCGUUUAUAGUCGCUUACAGGAUAAGGGAGAAACAAUCCGCAGGAAAAAGAAAUUCGUCUGAAGCACAAGAGAGCCGUCGGAUCUAGGGUUUUUGCUCCGCUGCGAUGCCGAAGAACAAGGGUAAGGGAGGUAAGAAUCGCAAGAGAGGAAAGAACGAAGCCGACGACGAGAAGAGAGAGCUCGUGUUCAAGGAGGACGGCCAGGAGUACGCGCAGGUGCUGCGUAUGCUUGGAAACGGCAGAUGUGAGGCUAUGUGCAUCGACGGCGUUAAACGCCUUUGUCAUAUCCGUGGAAAGAUGCACAAGAAGGUUUGGAUCGCUGCCGGUGAUAUUAUCCUUGUGGGUCUCCGCGAUUAUCAGGAUGAUAAGGCCGAUGUAAUCCUGAAAUACAUGCCAGACGAGGCUAGGUUAUUGAAGGCUUAUGGUGAGCUGCCCGAGAGCACAAGGCUUAAUGAGGGUAUUGCUGGUGGACUUGAUGAGGAAGAUGAUGGUCCUGGUGACGAUUACAUUGAAUUCGAGGACGAGGACAUCGACAAACUCUGAAGAGUUCAUGAGGGUUGGGGCUUAUUUGAAGACCUUUCGUGACUUUCGAAGUAUAUUGCCUCUUAGGUUCCUAUUAAAUACAAAAGAUAUGUGUAAUGUUUAAGUGAAGCUUUAUGUGUGGUUUUUUAUGUCCUUGACCAUUUUUAUUAAUGCAAUAAUUGCGAGCUGCCAUUAUGUUAUC
Messenger RNA from Sesamum indicum (sesame), 796 nucleotides. Its product is annotated as eukaryotic translation initiation factor 1A. Lineage: Eukaryota; Viridiplantae; Streptophyta; Magnoliopsida; Lamiales; Pedaliaceae. Gene Ontology annotation, biological process: translational initiation. The record is from RefSeq and is a predicted model, not a curated record. Gene Ontology annotation, molecular function: translation initiation factor activity; RNA binding.